CGACAGAUCAUUCAGCACCCAUGAACCGAACGCGUGUCAUGGGAUAAAGAAACCGGCAUCGAUUCCGCUGCAUACGAGAGGACUACAAGUCCCGAAGUUGGUGCCGACCCAAUCACAGCUGGCUUGAAGUUGGGGAUUCUUUUGCAUAGUUCAACGCCAAGAUCAUGUAAGUUCACUUGGCACCUGCCGUCCAGGCCAGGCCGACAGGAGCCAGACACGGUAUAAGAGUCGACGGUACGUCGGUUUUCAGUACCCAAUUGCUGUCUCUUCACCACUCGAACUCGCGCAGACUACUUACCAAGAUGGCUGCUGAGAAGGACUCGACCAGUCAGUACGAAGACUUCAAACACGGAGACACGCACGACGUCGCGGAACAUGGCCAUGCUGCUACCGAUAUCUAUGGUCAUUCACUGGUGCAAUUCGAUCCCAAAGCGGAGGCACGCCUGAGACGGAAGAUCGAUCUCUACAUUGUGCCUACGGUGGCUCUACUCUAUCUUUUCUGCUUCAUCGACCGAGCAAACAUUGGAAACGCGCGAUUGGCUGGGUUCGAGAAAGACCUGGGACUCGCAGGUUAUGAUUACAACUCGAUCUUGUCGGUCUUCUAUAUCAGCUACAUUCUGUUCGAGAUCCCAUCGAAUAUCUGCUGCAAAUGGAUCGGCCCAGGAUGGUUCAUUCCAGGCAUCUCGCUCUGCUUUGGUGCUGUGUCAAUUGCAACAGCUUUCGUUCACAACAAAGCACAAGUAUCUGGUGUUCGGUUCGUGCUCGGAAUAUUUGAGGCCGGAAUGUUGCCAGGGAUUGCUUACUACAUGAGCCGUUGGUACCGCCGAAAGGAGCUUGCUUUCCGCCUUUCUCUCUACAUUGUCAUGGCACCACUCGCAGGCGCGUUUGGUGGAUUGCUGGCAUCUGGUAUCCUCAAACUUCACUCGUUUGGUUCUCUUACACGCUGGAGGAUGAUCUUCGCCAUCGAAGGCAUCGUGACCUGCAUCAUUUCCCUCGUCGCAUUCUUCACGCUUACAGAUCGCCCCGAGACUGCCAAAUGGCUCACCCAGGAGGAGAAGGACUUGGCCAUUGCUCGCAUAAAGUCGGAGCGUGUCGGUCAGAUCGAAGUCCUCGACAAACUCGACAAGAAGAAGACACUUAGGGGAAUUUUCAACCCGGUGGUCCUAAGCACAGCCGUGAUCUUCAUGCUCGACAACGUCACGGUACAGGGUCUGGCUUUCUUCCUUCCAACGAUCGUACGAACCAUCUACCCCAAGAACACCGUCAUCUCCCAGCAGCUCCAUACAGUGCCUCCCUACAUGGUAGGCGCAUUUUUCACUGUGCUCUUCCCGUAUCUCAGUGGACGCUUCGACAAGCGAACUAUCUUCAUAAUUGCCGGCGCUCCACUUAUGAUGACGGGCUACAUCAUGUUCCUGGCCAGCACCAGUACGUCAGUUCGCUAUGGAGCAACGUUCCUUAUAGGAUCUGGCGCGUUCUCCUUCGGCGCGCUUUGCAACGCACACGCCUCUGCCAAUGUUGUAUCUGACACAGCGCGUGCCUCUGCCAUCGGCACCGUCGUCAUGUUCGGCAACAUUGGUGGUCUCAUUUCCACGUGGAGCUUCCUGCCAUUUGACGGCCCCAACUACCACAUUGGUAACGGAUUGAACUUGGCUACAAGCAGCACAAUUCUUAUACUCAGCACUGCGAUGUUGUUCUGGAUCAGAGGCAAUAACAAGAAGCGGGAAAGCGUAAAUGUUGACCAGGAACUGGCAGGCAUGUCGUAUGGACAGAUCGAAGACUUGGACUGGAGACAUCCAUCAUCGAGAUGGAGGGAGUAAACUUCGAUUGGUACAAUCACAUGUGACACGACAACCAACUCAAAAGGCGAGAGAUACCCCAGUGGAUGAUUAUGUCUCGAUGGCUUCAAUGUACUUUACUACUGUUUAUUUAUGAGCUUGC
This is a messenger RNA of Dothidotthia symphoricarpi CBS 119687, 1938 nucleotides long. RefSeq names its product MFS general substrate transporter. Gene Ontology annotation, cellular component: membrane. The record is from RefSeq and is a predicted model, not a curated record. Gene Ontology annotation, biological process: transmembrane transport. Bases 303 to 1817 code for a protein of 504 amino acids. Gene Ontology annotation, molecular function: transmembrane transporter activity. The transcript is spliced from 5 exons. NCBI's taxonomy places the organism in Eukaryota, Fungi, Ascomycota, Dothideomycetes, Pleosporales, Dothidotthiaceae.